AUGCUGUUCCUGGAGGUUAUACUGAUUGCUCUUUUUACUAGGGCACAAGAGCCUGUUUGUGUUGUACGAGGAAAACCAGAAUUUCCACAGUUAUCAAAGGAUGGAGACAUUGUAAUUGGAGGGAUUUUUUCGUUCCACAGCAGCUGGAAUGGUACAAAAACAACCUUUGAAACCGUGCCUGGAUCUUUGGAAUGUAAACAUUUAAAUUACAGAGAUUUUCAGUUUGCCCAAACCAUGAUAUUUGCCAUUGAAGAAAUCAAUAACAGUACAGAAAUCCUUCCUGGUGUUUCCUUGGGCUAUAAAAUCUAUGAUUCUUGUGGUUCUGUAACCCUGUCUAUAAGAGCAGCAAUGGCUUUAGUGAAUGGGCAAGAAGAAACACUCACUGAUAAGCCGUGCAACAAAACAGCUACUGUUCAAGCUAUAAUAGGAGAGUCUGCAUCAACACCAACUAUAGCAAUCUCAAGUACAAUCGGACCAUUCCUAAUACCAGUGAUAAGUCAUUUUGCUACAUGUGCCUGCCUGAGCAACAGAAAUAAAUUCCCAGCAUUUUUCAGAACCAUACCAAGUGAUUAUUAUCAAAGCAGAGCCCUGGCACAGCUUGUGAAGCAUUUUGGAUGGACUUGGGUUGGAGCAAUCAGAAGUGACAAUGAUUAUGGCAACUCUGGAAUGGCUACUUUUGUGCAAGCUGCGCAAGAAGAGGGGGUUUGCAUUGAAUAUUCAGAGGCCUUUUUAAGAACUGAUCAGAGAGAGAACAUUCUCGCAAUUGUAGAUAUUAUAAAAAUGUCCACCUCAAAGGUUGUUGUUGCUUUCGCCUAUCACUUAGACAUGGAUAUUUUGUUACAUGAGCUGGCACUUCAAAAUGUUACUGGCUUGCAGUGGCUAGGCAGCGAAUCUUGGAUUACCGACAGAUAUCUGGCAUCAUCAGGCUAUACAGUUCUGGCUGGGGCAAUUGGGUUUGCCAUUGGUAAUGCAGUUAUUACAGGCUUGAAGGAAUUUCUACUGAAUGUCCGUCCAUCUGAUGACCCUGACAACCCAUUUCUGAAGGAGUUUUGGGAAUCUGUUUUUAGCUGUACCCUGACUAGUCAACAUGAUAAUAGAAAUCCAUGCACAGGGUUUGAGAAUUUAAGUGAAGUAAAUAACCAGUACACAGAUGUAUCUGGGUUGGAAAUUUCGAAUAAUGUAUAUAAAGCGGUGUAUGCUGUGGCCAAUUCACUACACAAUCUUUUUGCAUGCAAAACUGGACAAGGUCCUUUUACUGACAAGUCUUGUGCAAACUUGACAAAGAUUGAACCAUGGCAGGUACUACAUUAUCUGCAAAGAGUUCAUUUUACAAGUAAAAAUGGCGAGAAAGUCUACUUUGACAAUAAUGGAGAUCCAGCACCAGCAUAUGAAUUAGUAAACUGGCAGCUUAAUAAAGAUGGAAUCACUGAAUUUGUCACAGUAGGUUACCAUGAUGCAUCUUUACCAGCAGGACAGCAGUUUACAAUAAAAAAUAUCAGCAUUGUUUGGGCAGAUGGGCAGAGUAAGGUGCCUAAAUCAGUGUGCAGUGAGAGCUGUCCUCCAGGCACUCGGAAGGCUGUUCAGAAAGGAAAGCCUGUUUGUUGCUUUGACUGCAUACCAUGUGGUGCAGGAGAAUUCAGUAACACAACAGAUUCCAUUUAUUGUUUUAAGUGUGACCCGGAAUACUGGUCGAAUGAGCGAAGAAAUCAGUGCAUCUUAAAGGCAAUUGAAUUCCUAUCAUUUCAUGAAAUCAUGGGCAUAUUAUUAAUCAUACUGUCAUUAUUUGGAGUGUGUGUAACACUAUCAGUAGUUACUGUUUUCUUUCAUUACAGAGAUACCCCCAUUGUUAAAGCUAAUAACUCUGAACUCAGUUUCCUUCUUCUGUUUUCAUUAGCACUGUGUUUCCUUUGUUCACUUACUUUCAUUGGCCAGCCCUCUGAGUGGUCCUGCAUGUUGCGUCAUACUGCCUUUGGGAUCACAUUUGUCCUGUGUCUCUCUUGUGUUCUGGGGAAAACAAUAGUUGUGUUAAUGGCAUUCAGGGCUACACUUCCUGGUAAUAAUAUGAUGAAAUGGUUUGGACCUGCCCAGCAGCGGUUAAGUGUUUUUGCAUUCACAUUCAUUCAGGGUUUAAUAUGCACAGUUUGGCUAACACUAUCCCCCCCUUUUCCUAAUAAAAACAUGAUAUACUAUAAAGAAAUAAUCAUUUUAGAGUGUGACCUGGGAUCUGCAGCAGCAUUUUAUGCUGUGUUAGGGUAUAUUGGGUUUCUUGCUGCCAUGUGCUUUGUGCUCGCUUUUCUGGCUCGUAAGCUUCCAGAUAACUUUAAUGAAGGUAAAUACAUUACAUUUAGCAUGCUCAUAUUCUGUGCUGUUUGGAUCACUUUCAUCCCAGCUUACAUCAGUUCACCUGGGAAGUACACAGUAGCUGUAGAAAUAUUUGCUAUUUUAUCUUCUAGUUUUGGUUUGCUUUUCUGCAUUUUUGCUCCCAAAUGCUAUAUUAUAUUACUGAAACCUGAGAAGAAUACAAAAAAGCAUUUAAUGGGUAAAAUGCCCUCAAAAUCACUUUGA
This is a messenger RNA of Polyodon spathula (Mississippi paddlefish), 2565 nucleotides long. RefSeq names its product extracellular calcium-sensing receptor-like. Gene Ontology annotation, cellular component: membrane. The transcript is spliced from 6 exons. The coding region runs from base 1 to 2565 and encodes 854 amino acids. The record is from RefSeq and is a predicted model, not a curated record. Gene Ontology annotation, molecular function: G protein-coupled receptor activity. Gene Ontology annotation, biological process: G protein-coupled receptor signaling pathway. NCBI's taxonomy places the organism in Eukaryota, Metazoa, Chordata, Actinopteri, Acipenseriformes, Polyodontidae.